Messenger RNA from Prunus armeniaca (apricot), 246 nucleotides. Lineage: Eukaryota; Viridiplantae; Streptophyta; Magnoliopsida; Rosales; Rosaceae. The record is from the annotation of a GenBank genome assembly.
AUGAAGCAGCCUGCUGGUAAUGCCAUACUUAAGGUGUUGGACGGAGGAACUUGGUCUGUUAAGUUCACAUAUUCAAAACCGAAGGCUCAAUUCCAGCAAGGUUGGAGGGCAUUUGUCAGGGGCAAUAAUUUGAGUGACGAUUAUGGUCUUUUCAUCAAUGACAAUUAUGGUAUUUUCAUUUCUGAUUUGGAGCAAUCUGAAGCCUUGGUUCUCAGUGAGUUCUCAAAUAUCAUUUCAGAAGUUUGA